UGAUGCCGCAAACGAAUCCUCGAGAUUUGAUACGUUUAAGCAUCCUUCCUAAGGGUUUCUGCAUAUCCAUGAAACGCGCUCAGAAAGAAUAUUCGGUGGCUUUGAAAUAUUUUGAAAGUUUGCCGGGAACUUGUGUCGAAUACGAACUCCCGGAAGACGAACUAGACGAUUUCCAAAUUAUAAGUGAAUGCGGUGCGGUUCUCCGAGCUGCGAAAAAAGAAAAUGUCGGAAGUUCGUUAUUCGUGGAGUUCGGAAAUCCCAAUGAUGUGGAAAAGUUGAAGAAAUUACGCGGAAAUUCAAUUGUGAUUUCUCCUUCGGAACCCGGGAUUAAGAAGAAGUUUUCCUGGCGUGGAGUUGGUUCAGUCCGUCUUCUUUGGCCUUUGGAUAAUCCCAUCGGGAGGGCCGUGGUGGAAUUCCCGGAUGGAGAAUCAGCAAAAUACGCCUUUGACAGGGUUUUCGGGGAAGAUUUCUUUGUUUCCGUCUGGAUCUCUGAAAUGAACCAGAAUUAUUUUCCAGUCAAGGUAUUGCGGUCAGCUGAUGAUGCAGCAAAAAUGGAAGUCGUUGGUUUUCCUCCUCUGGUUCAUUCAUCGGCUAUUCGUGCCGCUUUUCAGGCUUGUGAUGUUGACAUGAAGGACGUCAAAAUCACGCUGGGAUACAAGGAAAAGAACGCCUCAAAUACAAUCGUGAAAGUGAAGAAGGAGUUGUUCUCUUAUAUCGGG
Notodromas monacha is the source of this 719-nucleotide messenger RNA. The record is from the annotation of a GenBank genome assembly. NCBI's taxonomy places the organism in Eukaryota, Metazoa, Arthropoda, Ostracoda, Podocopida, Cyprididae.